Molecule: messenger RNA, 9357 nt
Organism: Diplodia corticola
Lineage: Eukaryota; Fungi; Ascomycota; Dothideomycetes; Botryosphaeriales; Botryosphaeriaceae
Exons: 5
Coding region: 1-9357 (3118 amino acids)
Source: RefSeq, a predicted model, not a curated record
AUGGCAAUUCCGUGUUUGAACCCUGAAGUUUUGGGAAUCCUUCUCAACCACGUCGUUUUUCCAGAGCAGCUACCUUCAAGCCGCGAAGGCGAUACGCGCUCCCUCGAAAGAAAUCUUGUUGAUGGCUUAAUCAAGGCUGCCGAGGCUCUUGUUCCCACCGCUUCAGAUACUGACCGAGCGAUAUGGGAAGAUGUUCGGAAAACACUUUGUGUCGCCAGAAAGUUGAAUAACGAUACUGAUUCGGAGGGUCUCGAGAAAAAUUCCAUCUCAAACUCCUUCCGCCAGCUUGCGUCGAACGAGUCUUUGAUUCUGCACGUAAAGGAGCAGAACGCCGGCCUGCUCGUCAAAAAAACUGCCGAGUGCAUUGUCGAAUUCGAGGCCUUCGAGGCUUCUCCACAUUCAAGGGACGUUUUAGCAGCCGAGGGCGCGCUUCAGUGGCGGUUUCCCGGGGCCGCUGCAGCCAUUUCGUUGGACAUCUUCACGAACCCAUCCUUCCAAGAGAGCCUGGCCGGCUUUCUCGAACAAUGCAGCAGCGAAAGCUUCCCCGAAUUCGCCUCGCAUACUCACAAGGCCGGUGUAGAACUGGUGGAGACUCGGGAGCCAGCCAAUCCAGCGCUGAUAUCACAACUGCUCAUGACCAUCCUCGAAGCCCUCGGCCGCAAAACCAAACCCACUUUGCUGCACAAACGCAUUCGCGAUGAUGUGCUUUGGGGACCUGGAUCUGGACUUCCAUGGAGGCGGGCUCCUUACUGGCUCGUGCUCCGGGUAGGCCUUGUCAGGCACCUGGACGAGAAACUCGGACCCGAAGCCGGCCACGCGUGUUAUAAGCUCAUACUCUGCGUGAUGUUUGCUCAGCUGCUCUGCAAGUCUACUGACGUCGUCAGCAUAGAGCUGCUGCAUAAUCUCAAAGCGAAGCUUGCACGGCGCAUUGCGAAGCUGCAGAACGCCAGAAGGAGCUAUGAACCCAGAGCUGCAGGGAUCUACGACAGAACUCUACCACGCCUGGAGCCACUGUUCCAUGAGGCAUUCCAAAGCGCUACAGAAUGCAUCAACAGGACCUGGCGCGUGACCAGGGCCGCCGCCCUACGCCGCAUACAUCGUCUUCCACUUCGGGCUGACCCUGAUAGCUUGCGUUUGACUCUUCCUAACAGCGGCCCAAUUUUGAAAUCUAUCCUUGCCAAUCGGCCUUCAUCCAACAAAGCGCGCGGUCCUAGCGCGUCACCUGGCUGGUAUGGUGGUUCCUCUACAACAAAAGCGAUCGUCACUUGCUAUUCGCAGUUGAAACACAUUGAGCAAGAAGUGGAAAAUGGCGCAUUCGCAACCCGUGCAGAUGGGAUGGCCAGCCGGGAGGCAUGUGUGAGCAUAUCAAACGCCAUCGGCCGCUAUCUCAGCCAGGCCGGGUCCGCUUACGAUGGCCUGCCAGAGCUGCAAAGCAUCAAGAUCCUGACCGUCAUGGACAUGUGGAUGGUACUGGAUAAGCGCGCAACGGGGUCAAUACGUCUACUUCUAGACUACGGUCCCGUUGUAUCGUCCAGAGCGCUUGAUGUCCUCCAAUUGCCUGAGAGGCAUGCCAUGUACCGUCUGCGGGCCAUACAAGACUACUUGCAGGCCCGGGAGAGGCAAGCAAGCUCCAAUGCUCGUACCAUCUUCGACAAUCCACACACUGGCAGUUUCGCCGUCCGUUACUACAACGAAUGCGACCAAACCGGAAAGAUGGCCAAUCUCCGUCGGAGAAUCGAGGAGAAAUCAGAGAGCGCGCGAAUCCAGACCAUUGAAGAAUGGAUAAAACUCGGCAAGACGUACGAGGAACUGUCCCUGCAGCUUGCACAAAGUUUGUGCACAUGCGAGACCGGAAAAAAGCGCUCGAAAAACUGCCCGACAUGCAAAAUAAGGCGGCAGAGAAAGAAAAUCAAGGUCAAGAUCCACGAGGACUUCCUGCCAGAGGACCAGGCGCAAACAAAGACAAUCAUAUUCGAGCUCCAGUGUCCUCCGCUAUUUGCAGCGUACCGCAACGCUGCCUGGAACAUUCUCAACAAUGUCGGAUACCCGAGCUUGCCGGCGCCAUCCGAGAAGACCUAUGACAUACGAGAGUAUAAAAGCCUGGCGCCUUUUCGAACGGCAUCGUCUGGGAGCAUCACUCUGGCGUCCAAAAUCAAGUCACACCUGAAAUCACACUACAAAUUUUCGAGUGUACCAGCGACAAUCGAAGGGGUUCUCCGCCCACACGGGAUGACGUACAGCUAUUCAGACGCGACGACGAGAGUCUGGUGCUCUCAAGACAUCGGUCCCUCGUUUGCACACUUGUGCCAGUGGACAAUACCUCAGAGCUCACCCCUGGCGCAGCUGAAGACGAUGACUGGCCUCUCCGUCGAGAGCGAAGGCCCGUCCUCAAACGAGAUCCUGGCUAGCCAGUCACAAUGCCCUCACGGGGUCAGCGUACACGAGUUCACAGCCGUCCAGAGCUUGUUCACGGGCAGAAGCUGCAGGUGGCCGUCGAUCCUGGUCGAGCUCGGGUCAUCGAACCUCAACUUCAGCAGCGAGACAAUCUCGCUGAUAGUGGCCCAGCUGGCAGUACAGGCGGGGCCCGGAAAACCAGGCGAUGCGUUGCGCACGACACAUGGCGUCUUCCGCGAACAAAGCUUCUGCGCGCGGCUGGUGGACCAGAUCGGCCGCCGGCUGGACCUCAUAGCCGUGAACUGGCGUGAGGCGCACAUGAUGGACAUGCUCAUCGUGCUCCUGCUGCGCCUCGCGUCCCUCGCAGAUGCACCGGCCAGCACGGGCGUCUUUCGUCUUCUUGAAAAGGCUCAGAGCAUAACGCAUCAAUGGAUGAAAAGACUGCGGACCGAGCUGCAUCAAGCGACCACGUCUGAGGUUUCGCAAAAGCUGUCCAGACAGAUGCUGUGGGCAGCACUGCUCUGCAGAAGAGCGUGCACCGCGUUCUUUGACCAAGCAACGGCACCGCGCGAGCUGCAACCCCAGGCCCUGCAGUCCGUAAUCGAGGCAUCGAUGGCGGUGCACGAGAACUUUUGCAGCGACCUCGCUUCACUUCCCGACUCAUUGAGGCUCGCUCUGCUGCGAGAUAUCCGAGCGAGUGGCCGAAUGGGCAGACUGGUGCAGUCGUGUAUCGAGCGCAGCCCCGGCAGCUUGACAGCCGCCAUAGACAGCGUCUGGCCGUCUGCAGAAGGCAGCGAGACAAGGCAGUACUCUCAGCCCGAGUUCAUCAAAUCAUCACCGGGGCAACUGGUCAUGUUAAAGGUUGAUUGGCAGGGUGCAGCACAUCGGCAGAUCUUGCACUACGACGUGGUCAGCGGUGGCCUCUGGAUCGAUUACAAGCCCCUGAGCCAGCUCCCCACCGAAUAUCGCGACAACUGGAUGAUGAAAGAGCUGUUUGGGAGCCAGCACCUUUUAACGUAUCCCUCCUACAUGCCGGGCAUGGAAUACAUGCUGAACUUCACUCUCGGGGGCCACCAAAUCCACUUUGGGACGCGCGAGAAGCGCCUCAUCAUCCGCGCUCGCUACCGUGGUCAUACCCUGGAGUUUCUCCCCCGAGCCGUGUUUGGCAGCCUUGAGAAGCCGGAUCUUCCAGCUUCACUGGUGGAAAAUUGCAUUCAUUGGUUCGAUGUAGACACGGGCGUUGUUGAAGCUCGACAGAUGCCUGACAUUUGGGUUCAAAAAGAGAGCAACUGGAUCAUCGACGUAACAUCUCGUUUGGCCCGCCGGCGAAAUGUUUUCCUGGUAGACCCCAGCAGCACACUGUUCAAUCACGUAGCCAGCAUCUUCCACGGAUUCGAGCACCGCGCUCGCUUGACCGUUUUUCAGCCAGAGAGCAAGGACGGAGGUCUAUCGGUAGAGCUUCGUCGCCUCGACUUGAGCUUCGUGGUCAAAGAAAAAGGCCUGCUGCAUUGCCGCGAGCUCCAUGCCGACCUCGACCCGGACCAGGACGCGGGCACGUGGUACGGCUUCGACUCCAAGAUCGUGCUCCGGGACAGCCAAAACCCACAGCGGCGCAGCAUCCUCGUUCCUCUGGGCCCGCUUUCGUGGAAGCGUCGCGGGACGCACGUCGCGGUGCACGCAGAGAACGGCGGGACGUACGGCAUCUUUACCAUCAACACCGUCCUGGGGCGGCUGGACUGCCCAGCCGAAGCGCGCUUGCUGCUUUUCAAAGCGCUGCUGCACGCGUACACGGCGUCGAUUGCGUUGGAUCCGCUCACGCGGCGCAGCGGGACCGAAGAGGCGCUGCACUGUCUACACUCUGCCCAAAACCAACCGUGGAUGCCGUUGAAUCCGGCCUUCGAGCAGUAUCUCAGUCUGCUAGCGGGCCUGGCGCCGAAGAGGGUGUACUACCCGCCGGGAAAGAAGGUGAUGCAGCAGGUCUUCUGGGACGACCGGCUGCCUCCCACCACGCAGCACGAAUCAUUUCAUGCAGCUAUUGCGGCAAUCUAUCAGAAGUCGAUGCAGCUGUCGGCUUUUUCGCCUGCAGAGUCCGUGACCAUGUCGCUGGAGGACAGGGGCGAUGCCCAUCUUCGGAAGCGUAGCAGCGCCCGACGAAGCAAUUUUUGGCGCAGAGAUCUGAACUGCGUCCAUCCAGAGACGUGCUGCGAUGCGACGUACCAGUCGCGUGAUUGCCAGACGCAGAGCGACCGCCGCGCCAGGGUCUGGGAAUGCACCACGCUCAUCGAUACUUGGAGCGCGCAAUUUUCCGCCAGGCCCCACCUCGCCCGCCUGCUGCGUGGCUGGCCGGUCAUUCACGCCCGUGGGGAACCUGCCGUGGGGCUGUUGCUGAGCAACUUGCUCGGCGCUGAGGCGGCAAUGGAGUGGGGCUCCUGGCUGAGCAUCUGCAGCAGUGCUCGCGUCGCGGACAAGUAUCUGCUCUGCUUCGUGUUGGGCGCCCUUGCCUUCCGCAAAGCUCACGACAUGGAUCUCGUCAGGACUCUCAUUGCCUUUGCGGUCCUGGAUGAUCUCAAAGCCCUCGAGCUCCCUGCAUGGCCGUUGUAUACCGGCUUUGAGUUUCGCCAGACGCCAACCCCGAGCUACCUCUCACAGCUCAUGGCUCCGUUUUGCACGCCCUGCCCAGGAAGCAGCACUGCUGAGAAAGAAAGGAUCACUUCCAACUGCCAUCAGGUAGCCACCAUCUUUGCUUCACAGUGGCCAUGCCACUCACCAGGGCUAGACGAGAUUCCAGAAGAGGCAUCAUCUUUCAUGAAUUUUCCUGGUGCUAUCGAUGCUGUUAUGAGUGACUGGGUGCGUUUGAAACGCAACUUCGAGCUGUCUGAAUGGGUUUCCCGCGUCCAGAGUGUCCUCAACCGCCUCAACAUUGGAGCACGUGGAUAUGCCCUGGACACUGUAUCUGAUGACUGCAAAGUCACUCCUCAUGGCCAUCGUAAGAGCAUUGUGCCGCAUCUUGAGGAUCUUCUGAGGGAAUCGUGUGUCCUUCCAGAACCAGCAGUAGAUGGAGUCUACGACAAGCAAAGGUUGAGAAUAGCUACUCACGAGAAAGGCAUAGGAGGACGGACGACCACGUCUGAUAAACUUCGGGAGCAUCGUCCCCUCUCACCCGAGUUGCGGGAGUUGAGGUCCAUCAUAGCCUCAAUGAUUUCAACAGAGUCAGAAGUCCGAUCCCAGUACGCAAAGGAUCUCAACCAAAGUCUACAGGCGCUCGAGGCUGCCCGCAGAGAUACCGACACGCAGGGAAUUGCCCAAACGCCAUCAGGCCGCACGACCAUCUCAUCGGUGGAUGCUUGCAACGCUGCUUCGGCUCGGCUUGAGCAGAUUUCCCAGGCUCUUGAGGCCGGAAAAAACCAUGCUGUGUGGCUAAAGUAUGGAGGGUUGUGGCCAUGCAUCAGCCCUGUGACGGUUCUGGAAAGGCUCCGAACUACUGCCAAAGUUCAGUUUGGAACUGGUAUGAGAGACACUCUGAUCCAGUAUGGCCAGUCCAUCACGAAAUUGCAGCAGCACCUCAGGAUUGACGAUGCACUGAUGCGAGGAAGGAAAAAGGCCAUGGCUGAGGAGCUCGGAGAUCUAGGCCACGCAAACUGGAGCCCUGCUGAAUAUCCAGACUGGCUGCUUCUAGAGAUCGAGGGUAAUCUUCUUAUCAGGUCCCACCAAGUCGAUGUGGCGCUUUCAACCAUAUCGCCGCAUUCUGGCAGCAAUUCCGUGUUGCAAAUGAAUAUGGGCCAAGGGAAAACAUCGUGCAUCAUACCAAUGGUAGCCGUGGCCCUAGCUGAUCAAAAGCAGCUCGUGCGUAUCGUUAUUCCAAGAGCACUGCUUGCACAGACGGCGCAGGUCUUGCAGGCACGGUUAGGCAACCUACUCGGCCGUGAGGUGAGAAGCGUUCCUUUCUCCCGCCGAACACCGACCACACUCGAUUCGAUCAACACAUUUACUAGAAUCCACCAAGAAAUCAUGUCUAGUUGUGGGGUCAUUAUCACGCUGCCUGAGAACAUCCUGUCGUUCAAGCUGAGCGGCACGCAGAGGCUCUUGGACGGCAGAAUUGAGGAAGCGAGCUGCAUGCUCAAGGCGCAGAAGUGGAUGGAGAGAGCAAGCCGCGACGUUCUCGAUGAAUGUGAUUUCACCCUAUCCACUAGGACCCAGCUGAUAUAUCCCUCCGGACCCCAGGAGAGCUUGGACGGCCAACCAUCCCGGUGGCUGACGGCGGAAAUGUUGCUUGAGCUAGUCCACAGCCAUCUGGAGACAUUGAAGCAUGACUUUCCCCACAGCGUUAGAGUCAUUAAGAGAGAAUGCGGCGGGUUCCCUUGGGUCUACUUCCUGCGCUCUGAUGCCGAAAACGCCUUGGUGUCGCGGCUGGUGAACCAGUUGGCACUCGGAAAAACCAGGAUUCUCACCCUCGAGCGAAUCUCCAAAAAGGACUAUAAAGCCUUGAAACGCUUUAUCAGAGACAUCGAAGUCCACGUUGACGAUGAACGGCGCCUAGAAGCACUUUUCAAGGAUAGAAGCGCCUCGAGGAAGACCAUAUACCUACUCAGGGGGCUGUUGGCCCAUGGAAUCCUCAUUCUGACCUUGAAAAAGAAGUGGAACGUACAAUACGGCCUACACCCCAUGCGCGAUCCAGUAGCUGUUCCGUACCACGCGAAGGGAGUUCCAUCAGAUCAGGCGGAAUGGGGCCACCCUGAUGUGUGUAUCCUACUCACCUGCCUCUCAUUCUACUUCGCAGGACUCAAUGUCUCGCAGCUUCAAAAAUGCGUCCUUCAAGUCCUUCAAUCCGACGACCCGGCUAGUGAGUAUGGUCGCUGGGUUGGAAGUUCCCAGUCCUUGCCCGUCCAGCUACAGGAAUGGAAUGUGAUAAAUGUGGAUGAUGAAUUGCAGCUCCAGGAUCUCUGGAAGCAUCUACGGUACAACGUUAUCGUCAUCGAUUUGUUCCUGAACCACUUCGUCUUUCCCGUCCAUGCCAGGCAUUUCCAGGCUCAAAUUGGUGCCUCAGGCUGGGAUAUACCACUGUACCAGCCGCAGAAGCCCCAGAGCUCAAAGCAGACUGAUUGCUGGCGUACUCCGUUGACGACCGGAUUCAGUGGAACAAACGAUAAUCGAUACCUGUUGCCGCUGACGAUUGAACAGCACGAUCUUGGCAGCCUCGCCCACACGAACGCUGACGUGCUGACGUACCUGCUGCAGCCCCGGAAUCGCGGAUACAUUCUUGCAGCCAAACAUGGACAGCGCCUCUCAGAGGAGAUGUUGCUUUGGAAGGCCAAGGAGCUGGGAAUCCGUGUGCUCAUUGACGCUGGCGCACAGAUCUUGGAGAUGGACAAUUUCACCUUGGUCAAGAACUGGAUGCGCGUGGACACGAAAGCCAAGGCCGGCUUAUACUUCAACGCAGACAACAAGCCCUUCAUCGUAUAUCGGAGCGGCACACAAGUUCCUCUUCUAGCCUCUUCAUUUGCCAACGACCUCCGCGAAUGCGUAGUGUAUCUCGACGAAGCACAUACUCGUGGGACUGACCUCAAGUUACCUUCAGACGCCAGGGGCGCCUUAACACUAGGGCUAGCACAGACGAAGGACCACACCGUUCAAGCUGCGAUGAGGUUGAGGCAGCUGGCCACGACACAAUCCGUCGUCUUCUUCGCACCGCCAGAGGUGCACCAGAGCAUCCUUGACCAUUGUGGCAAGAGAAGUACCGGUCAUAUUGACUCGCGGGCUGUGGUCGAGUGGCUGCUCGAGCAAACGUGUCGAGGAAUAGAGCAGCUCCAGCCGCUCUAUCGCUCUCAAGGAAUCGACUUUUGUUGCCGCUCUGAGAUCGGCAUCAGAUUCCCGAAUCACAUAGGCAACAAAAACCACCGAGACUCCUUCGUCCGUGAGAUUCGGCAGGUCUGCGACCAUACACUUCAGAAGAUGUACCAGCCGAGACGGUGGGAAACAACGCCCCAGGUUCUGGAGCAACCGUCUCCCGCAUUGACUGCCUUUCUUGCAAAACUUGGGAACCAGACUUACGAUUCCGACUCGCCAAGCAGCACAGCCUUCCAAGAAGUCGAACAGGAGAGAGAGGUGGCUCACGAAGUUGAAGCAAUUCGGAAGACCCAAAAGCCGAUCCUAUACGAGGCACUGCCGUAUCGUGGUCUCCACGAGGACAUAGUCCUCUUCGAGAGGACUGGAAGACCAAAACACGAGUCGGACGGGUACGGAACCGUUUCGCUUGCCAUUCGGCACACACAGACGGGUAAAAAGUAUGAAGCUGCCGCUGCGAUGUUCGACCACCGACUUUUUGCCUCCACGGAGGUCUUCCGGACGGUGAAGUUGGAAAAACCGGACGAUGACUUCCUGCGACCUGUCACAUGGCUACUUUGGAGUACACAAGCACAAACGGCAUUGAUGGUAACUCCCGAGGAAGCCGAGGAUCUGAUCUCUAGGAAGCGUGGCGAUGAACACCCGCUGACGCAUCUGUUGGCAUACGCGGCUCCCGUAUCUCGCAAGAUGUCGUAUUUCAACAAGCUCGACUACUAUGCCGUUCCAGCCAUGCCCGCAAGCUACACGAUGCCCCUGUGGCUUCCCAUUCAGCUCGGCUUGUUUGCAGGCCGUUUGUACUUCGAGUUUGACGAGCAUGACGCCAUUGCCACGUUUCUCCACGGCAACAACAUGUCGCAUGGCCGUGGGUCAGCACGUUGGCAGGCGACGGAACAGGGGCCGGUUGACCAGGAUUCAGCUCUCCCAUCGGUGGCAUCCAAUUGGCUGGUGUUUCUACAAGAGUGGGUUACCGCGCGGCGAAAAGGUCAAGAUUUCUCGCAGACCCCAAUGGGGGAGUAUGACUUCUCGUCACCGAUGGAUCCAGAUAGAGGAUUGGACGGAGGUAUUGCACAAGAAAUUGGCAACUCGGAUUCAAAAAGUUGCAACGGUGACGAAGGGGAGUAA